AUGCAAAAGAUGAAAACAGGGAUGAAUGGAUCUGAUAAAACCAAGUGCAAACCUUAGAAUCCAUAAUAAUAACCCAAUACUUAAUAGGCAUAAGAAGUUAUUAAUUAAGCUGUCAACAAUCCAUAGAAUAGUUAGAAAAAAAAAUGA
This is a messenger RNA of Paramecium primaurelia, 147 nucleotides long. NCBI's taxonomy places the organism in Eukaryota, Ciliophora, Oligohymenophorea, Peniculida, Parameciidae. The record is from the annotation of a GenBank genome assembly.